Molecule: messenger RNA, 681 nt
Organism: Paraphaeosphaeria sporulosa
Lineage: Eukaryota; Fungi; Ascomycota; Dothideomycetes; Pleosporales; Didymosphaeriaceae
Exons: 3
Coding region: 1-681 (226 amino acids)
Source: RefSeq, a predicted model, not a curated record
AUGGACGAUUUCUAUUUGUUCGCAAACUGCAACUUCGUCCCGGAUCAGUACGCCGCUUGGCAAGCAGCCUACGACGACCUCGCAACCUACGUCUACGCCAAUGAGCACACGACCAAGACAUACUACUUCGGCAUCCCCAUUGACUACGCCCAUGAUUUCAACGCCACCACCAGCAUGCUGGCUUUCGAAGUCUACGGCCGCAGAGAGGACCUCUACACAACCCACCUCAGCUCCCCCGCCAUGGCGACCUUCCUCAAGCGCAUCGAACCAACGACGACAACGAACCUCGACCUCGCACACUACCGUCUCAUCGCUGGCUUUCUCGACAACAACGGCGACGCACCUCCUGCGGGCAUCCUCCAAGAUACUCGGCUUACCUGCGUGUCGCCAUCUGCUCGAUGCUCUGUCCUUGCCUCCCUGACUGACCUCUUGAACAACGUACACGAAGAGGAGAAACACAAUGGAGGGAAGAACGGGGUGCUCACGUACAUGGCUUUUGAGUGCCUUGAUGACGAUGUUGGUGUGAGGAUUUUAGGGCGCUGGAGAGAUAGGAAGGAUAUGGAGAUAUUCGUUCGAAGGGGGGAUGUGGAUAGAUUUUGGCAGGGGCAGAAGCCACAGAUUUCGAGGAUGGAGCAGAGGUGCUAUGUGCCGAAUGGGAAGGGGUGGUUGCAUCGGGGUUGA